CCUAUAUAAUCUACGACAGGCUGUUUAACUCCCCACCUCCACCUCUUUCUGGCCCCUCUCGUCACCGAAGACAUAAACUUUUUUUUUCCGAGAACUGUAGGAUUUCAGGAUCCCCCCAACACCACGUGACUGACACAGGACCGGCCUAGCAUGGAGCCCCACAGAAGGCGGAGUGGGACAAUGCUGCUGUCCUUGUUCCUGCUCUUCUGUAUAGUGAACACAGCCAAUUCGUCUACUACAAUAGACCCUUUGGACACAACCGAUUCUGGGGCUACAACCGAUUCUAGGAACACAACCGAUUCUGGGGUUACAACCGAUUCCUGGAACACAACCGAUUCUGGAGCUACAACCGAUUCUUGGAACACAGCCAAUUCCUCUACUACAACAGACCUUUGGAACACAACCGAUUCUGGGGCUACAACCGAUUCUAGGAACACAACCGAUUCUGGGGCUACAACUGAUUCUUCGAACACAACCGAUUCCGGGGCUACAAUUGAUUCUCGGAACUCAACCGAUUCCGGGGCUACAACCGAUUCUUGGAACACAACCGAUUCUGGGGCUACAACCGAUUCUGCAACUUCAACAGAAUCUGUGGACGUUAGUUAUGGGGAGGAGAACACUACUGAUAUGACAACCACAGAGGAAACUACUGAAGCCUCCACAUCAACCACCACCAGCACCACCACAACAACCACCACCACAACCACCACCACAACCACAACCCCCACUGCUGCGACUGCAACCCCACAGGGUGGAUUGCCGUCAUUGCCGGCAGAUGCUAACCAGAACGAGUUCUACCCCUGGGGUCCGAGCGUGAACGACAGCUCUCUCAACCGCACGUACUAUUGGUGGUGGUCCCACUCAAGUGAGGCCUUGUCAAUCGACGGAGGUGCGCCCCUGGGCUCCAGCCGAUUCGAUACGAUUUAUGUGUUGCCAAACGGAGUGAUAACGUUCGGCCCCAAGCAGUACGCAUGGUGGCCUAAUCUGUCCUACGCUGACGGCAGGGUUCGGAACCUGAUCGCUCCGUUCUGGGCGUACACGGACUACCAGAAGGGCCAGGUGUUCUACCAGCUCUACGACAGGAUCAACAACGACUCGCCCAACGUCUUCUCCCUGGCCACAGCUGACGUGCGGCAGUACCUGCAGGGCAGCGGAGAAGAGGAAGACUUUGACCCCACCGCGGUUCUGGUGGUCACCUGGUUGGACAUGGAGCCCUACAACUGGUGGUCGUGGUACUGUCGCUACUACAGCCGGUACUACAGCGGUUACUACAGCAGCUGGUUCCAGAGAUACAUCGCCAAGUACUGCAACAACUCACAGGUCCCUGAACGAAACAGCUUCCAGGCUGUGUACAUCACGGACGGUCAGCGAGCCUUUACCCUGGUCACUUACAGACUUGUUCGACUGUCCGUGUACCCUGGAUCGCUUGGGCCGACAGUGGCGGUGGUACGAGUGGAUAAACACAAAUACCGGUUACGACAUGUGUUUUGCGCUAGGCACCGCUGCCAAAGAACGUCUGGAGAGACUGAGAGGAAACACGCUCAACAGACUUUGCUGUUACAGAUAUACGCGGCCCAACAGAUCCGAUUACAGCACCAGCUGGGACUACUGGGAAGCUCUCUGGAACGCCUGGCGGAGAGCGCCCUACAUCCCUUUUGGAGACUCGAACGCGGGCCGCCUACUGCUGCACGACCCCUGGUGGUGGAGGAGAACAGGCAGACAGUCCCGCCUGGAGGACAUCGAGCCACACCGCUACUGUUGUGUCCAGAACCUCUACCCCUUCUCCUGUGACCUCUUCAACAUGGUGCGCCCCCACUCCACCUGCAACCCCAACGCUACCUUCAUCUCAGGCAGAGCGCUGGGUGACCCUCACGUGAAGACCUUGGAUGGACAAGACUACAGCAUGAACGGCUUAGGGGAGUUCAUUCUACUGUCGAUACCGUACGAGAAGUUCCAGUUCCAGGCCCGGACCGCUCAGCCCGUGAGCUCCUCUGGAGAGUCCGUGCAGGCCACGGUGUUUGUGGCGUUUGCCGCCAAGGAGGGAGACAACGCCCACUUCCAGGUGGAGCUAGAUGCUAAUAAAACUGGAAUGGUGCUCCAGGCGAACAAUGAAGACAUCACCACAGAUUUCUACGCCAGUGACGACUUCACCAAGUCCGGAAGCGUGGACGUUCUAAGACGACAGCGGGAGUCAGACGACAAGGUCACGGCCGAAGUCACCUUUGGCUCAGGAACCUCCCUGGUGUUCUAUGUGGGUCAGGGCAACCUGGAGUUCUCCGUGGACGUGCCAACCAGUCUCCAAGGCAAGUGUGAGGGUCUGUUGGGCAACUAUGACGGCGACAAGGACAAUGACUUCGCCCCGCCCUCUGCCGCCACCACAGGCACCUCCCCCCUUCCCGCCAACUCCACGGAGAGGCAGAUCCUCAACGACUUCGCUGAGAAAUGGCGAGUACUGAGCACCAACACCGUGUUUGUGUACGAGGAAGGAAAGACCACCCUGUCCUACCAGAACUCCAGCUUCCUCCCCAUCUUCCUGGACGAGGUCAACGCCACAGCGCGCCAAGAAGCCGAGAGCACGUGCGGCAGUGACGUUGCCUGUGUGUUUGACCUCAUCGCCACCAAGGACGAAACGUUCGCCAAGUACUCGGCACAGGUCAACGCUGAGGCCAACCUGGUGAAGCAGAGUCAAGACAACAACAUUCCCGAAGUAAGUCUGAACAAGAAUCAGCUCAACAGUGCCGGUCACUGGGUGGUCAGUCACGGCCAACAGGCGACCAUCACGUUCAGCGGCUCUGACUCCGACGGCCAGGACUUGACCUUUCACCUCUCAGACGACUCAACCUCUGGUGUGACUAUUGACAGCGACACAGGUGUCGUGUCGUACACCCCGGACUCCGAUACGGCCGUCACGAUUGGCGCGGAGUGUGAGACAGAGGUGGACGCGUGUAGCGAAGAGCCGUGUUCAGAGGGCCAGGCGUGUACUAACGUCCCCUCCACCAACACCACGGCUACUGUACGCUUUGAGUGUGGAGACUGUCCAGACGGCUAUCAGAACCUGGGAGAUGGGGCCUGCAACGACGUGAACGAGUGUGCCAAUACGACAGACGCGUGUCCCGCUCACAGCACGUGUGUCAACACAGUCGGCUCCUACGAGUGUCCGUGCGAUGAGCACUUCAGGGAGGACGGAGCAGGAAACUGCACGGAUAUCGACGAGUGUGCAGAGGCCACCAACAACUGUGACCAUGACUGCACCAACACAGAGGGGAGCUUUGAGUGCGGUUGCUUCCCGGGAAACACUUUGCAGUCAGAUGGGCACAGCUGUGAGAGAGACACAUCCCUGAGCGCAGUGUGUGCGUCUGCAAACUGUACUGAUGUGUGUACCAGCGAUGACGGCGGUCUCACGGCGCAGUGUGGUUGUGCCAAAGGCUAUGAGCUGCAGGCUGAUGGAAGAACAUGUGAAGAUGUGGACGAGUGCUCAGGCAGUAAGAGGUUUUGUAGUCAGCAGUGUCAGAACAGUGACGGAGGAUUUACCUGUUCCUGUUACCCUGGGUAUCUGCUGGAUGGUGACGGGACUUCUUGUACAGCGUGCUCGACCCCGUACUUCGGUGACCAGUGCUCUGACAUCUGCUCCUGUAACGGCCGCGGGAGUUGCCACCACAUCAGGGGCUGUGUGUGCCAGGCGAACUGGACAGGGCCCGGAUGUGACGUGGACAUCAACGAGUGCCAGGUGGGCGAUGGUCCCUGCGGUCUAGAGGAAGUGUGUGCCAACCGCAUCGGGGGCUACUCGUGUUCCUGCCGGGCUGGCUACCUGAGGGCGGCCGGUGGGGACUGUGAAGACAUUGAUGAGUGCGAUGACCUUCUCCUCAACGACUGUGACUACGAGACAGAAACUUGUGUGAACAGCCCGGGGAGCUACCUCUGCCCCUGCCGGAGAGGCUACGCCAGAGAUGCCGCAGGAAACUGUGAAGAUGUUGACGAGUGCACCUCUAAGGCGGCGGGCUGUGAGCAGGAGUGUGUGAACACGGUGGGCUCCUACAACUGUCGCUGUGUGGUUGGCUACCGGCUGAGCCAGGACAGAGCCAGCUGCGUGCUAGAGGAAGACUUGUGUGCCGAGGCCAACCUGACCUGCCAGCACUUCUGUAAGCCGGACUCUGAUGGUACUGCUGCCUGUGGCUGCAACAGUGGCUAUGAACUGACCACUGCGAUCGACUGCCAAGACAUCAACGAGUGUGACCCCAAGUAUGAUCACCUGAACCUGUGCAGCUACAAGUCUGGCUGCAACAACACGGAGGGCUCGUUCAAGUGUGCAUGUCCGGCUGGCAAAAAACUCGACAACGAUGGACGAUCUUGUAUAGCCUGCACAGGUGGCUACUGGGGCAUCGAGUGCGACAAGGCGUGCAAGUGUUCUGUCGGAGCGGACCGGUGCGACCCUGUGCUAGGCUGUGUCUGCAAAGAUGGAUAUGAAGGAGAGCUGUGCGAUACUGACGUGGAUGAGUGUGAGCGCGGACUGCGAGUGUGUCGCUCCACGGAGGAAUGUGUCAACCUCAUCGGCACCUCACUGUGUCAGUGUCUGCCCGGUUUGGAACUGGACAACGGAAAUUGUGUGGACGUGGACGAGUGUGCUGACCCUGCCCUGAACACUUGCCCCCAGGCCUGUGAGAACAUUGUGGGAUCCUUCAGGUGCUCCUGUUUCCCGGGCUACACCUACACCAACGGGUCUUGUGAGGACACAGACGAGUGUUCCCUGAAGCACGAGUGUCAGGGAGACUGUGUGAACGUCCCGGGAGGUUACCGCUGCUCCUGUCCCACAGGCCUCAAGCUCAACUCAGACGGCUUGUCUUGUCGGGCUGAAGAAAGCUGCAGCACCAACAGUUCCUGCACGUACCAGUGCGCUGUGGUAGGUGGACUUCAGAAGUGUCUUUGUCCGAAAGGCACAGAAUUGAACACGGCAGACAAAAUAUCUUGUGAUGACGUUGACCUCUGUGCGGGUCACUCGUGCGCCGGUGGCUGUAGAGAGGUGUCCAACAACCAGAGCUUUGAGUGCACGUGUCCGGUGGGGAAGAGGCUGAGUGCUGACGGAAUCUCCUGUGAAGAUUGCCUGGAAGGUGCAUUCGGUGAAGGCUGCUCAAAGAACUGUUCUUGUGUUGAGAAUAACGUUCUAUCUUGUGAUAAGUCUGCGCCGACUACUUCUACGGGGAAGAAUGUCUGCUUCAGUGCAGCUGUGACAGAGAACACAGUAACGGGCCAUGUAACAAAACGAGCGGGGCAUGCGACUGUCAGUCUGCCUGGACCGGCCAUGUUUGUAGCCAAGAUGUGGACGAGUGUGAGACGACGGCAACAAAUACGUGCGCCCAGCAGAACAGAGAGAACUAUGCCUGCUACAACGAAGCUGGGUCCUUCACAUGUGACUGUGCCAGGGGCUAUGAGGACGUGAACAACACGUGUGUCAACGUGGACGAAUGUGCCCGAGACUCCACGAACCUGUGUGAACAAAUGUGCUCUGACACAGAGGGCAGUUACACUUGCUCCUGCACCACAGGGUAUGUGGUCAACUCCACAGACUCACACCUCUGUGCUGACGUGGACGAGUGCCUGCAGAGCCCGUGUGAGCAGAUCUGUGUCAAUGACCUCGGCUCCUACAGCUGCGGCUGCAAUGAAGGUUUCUCAGUCGACCCUGCAGACGCAAGCCAGUGUAGUGCCUCUGUGGAGGCAGAGUUUCGGACAACGAUCGUUGGUUACGAUGUCACGGGUCUCAACCUUGACCCUCUCAGUCUGGACUACACAACGAUGAAAGCUGUCAUGGAACCAAUGUUGAAAGAAAAUCUGGAGAAAACUAUGAGUGGUGUCACAGGGGUGGAGAUUACAAAUAUGAGAGCGGGCAGCCUAAUCAUCGACGCCACGGUGACCGUGAGUAGAGAGAGGAACCCAGAGGCGGCAAGUUCUCUGGUUGAAGCUCUCCUGGUCAUUGCCACAAACGGAGUUGUUGUCAACGGAACUCUCUACAGCGCCACACUCCUCAUUGGCAGUGUUCACAUAAACAGCUCUACCCCCAAGUGUGAGAUUCUGAGCCUCAUCGUCAACUGUACCGAUGGCUGUGAGAUUGACACAGCUUCUGGACAAGCCCAAUGUAUUGUCAUACAUUCCACUGAUCGUGGGUCUGAGCGUGGGUCUUCCUCUGGCUGUUGCUCUGGUGGUUGUCCUUGUCAUCAUCCUCAAGAUACAGAUGAAGAAGCGUGCAAAUAGGAGAGUCGACAGUCGCCUUGGCCACUACGAGGACAACAUCACGGCGGAUGACAACGGUGGAGGCUUCAACCGGCCGCUCAGUGCUGGGGAGGGGGGCUCAGACCAGAAGAGUCUGGUCAAGCAAUCGGGGCAGUCGGCCUGGUGAGACAGGACAUGACCCAACCUGACAACUCUGCACUCGGAGGACACGCACUCUGAUCACUUGACAACAUUUGUGGGGCAGUGUGGUGAAAUUAGGCGCUCGUCACAAUAAUGAAAUUAGAGAAAUCGGCCUUUUUCCCCCAGUUUUGCAAUUUUUUUACAAUUUUUAUUUUUUAGUUUAACACCUUUUAUAUCUGUUGAAAAUCACAUUUCUAUGAAGAUUUCAGUAAAAAUGUUGAUAAAGGGCACAAACAAUGUAAACUAUUUGUCUCUCAAGCUAUGUAAAACACCAGGCUUUGAUGUCAUUUUCUCGCUAAUUUUACCUCUGAAAUCAGGCCACCCCCCCUUCCCCUUCAAUUGCAAAUAUCUCGACUUCUAUUCCAGAUAGAUGGGCAAUUUUUUAAUCACAAGCAAGGCAUAAGAACAUGCUGUAUGAUGGUACCAAUAACUUCAUAUAUCCAACAAUUGACGAGCGCCUGAUUCCACCUCAUCGUGACACAUUUGGAGGACACUCACACACACUGAUCACUCGACCACAGUUGAACACACGCUUUUUUGAAUGAUCUUUAUCUUUUAUCUUUCAUCUAGAUUAAUCCUAACCUACUCUUUGCAUUUGAACAGAUCACAUUCCAUCUCUGUGGAUCUUAUUUAUCUCUUUUAUUGCACGACAGACACAUAAUAUCAUGUCGGAUCAUCAACAGGCCGAGAGCAAAAAUCACAAACACAAAUUUGCAUAUUUCAUUACGCAAGUUGUUGCAUGCUUUUUCAAAGUUUCAGAUAAAGCAAAAGGAAUUGAACAAUCUGUAUGAAGAAUGAAGCUACACUGCUUUUCCUUAAGUGCCCGAAAAGGGUUUUGAGAUAGUUAAUAAUAAUAGAUAGUAUUUGUAUAGCGCAAAUCCUCCGCUCAACAACAAGCUCUAUGCGCUUCACAAUCUAUACUAUUACCCCAGCAGACCUGAGAGCAUUCUGAAACAAACUCAACUUCCUGGGAAGCAUACAGUGAUUUAUAGGCACUAAAACACUAGCACUUAAGACUAACAUCACCGUCGCAUAAUUAUCUUGAUAGAGUUAUAGAGUAGGAGCCACCAUGUGAGUUUUCUGACAUCUUAACGUAAUAAAGAAUCACAAUCCGGUCAUUCUACUACACCUGAAUACGUUAUGUUUGGCCACUUUAAAAAAAGAAAGUAUUACUUCCCUAUCCUUACAUCUUUUACAAUUCUUUUUUCUUUAUCUGGAAUGAAUUUUUAAAAGUAUGGUCAGAAUUAUCAAUGAACAUCUGGAGUUGUGAGACUGCACAUGCCUUUUCUUGCUUCCACAAACUUUUUUAUAGGACUAUAAACAAUGUGCCUUGUCUGUACUGCAACGAAA
Molecule: messenger RNA, 7752 nt
Organism: Aplysia californica (California sea hare)
Lineage: Eukaryota; Metazoa; Mollusca; Gastropoda; Aplysiida; Aplysiidae
Biological process (GO): cell-matrix adhesion
Molecular function (GO): calcium ion binding
Source: RefSeq, a predicted model, not a curated record